This is a messenger RNA of Hemicordylus capensis (graceful crag lizard), 6184 nucleotides long. It is a transcript of the gene SYT4, whose product is annotated as synaptotagmin 4. The record is from RefSeq and is a predicted model, not a curated record. NCBI's taxonomy places the organism in Eukaryota, Metazoa, Chordata, Lepidosauria, Squamata, Cordylidae. Gene Ontology annotation, molecular function: SNARE binding; calcium ion binding; clathrin binding. The coding region runs from base 354 to 1631 and encodes 425 amino acids. Gene Ontology annotation, biological process: regulation of calcium ion-dependent exocytosis; regulation of dopamine secretion; vesicle fusion. Gene Ontology annotation, cellular component: axon; membrane; synapse. The transcript is spliced from 4 exons.
GCGAGUUCGGUAGCGUCAGGAUUGCGUCAGUUUGGGUCUCAACCACGUCUCCGGCCUCAGAGCUCCGUGAGUCAGAAGAGCUGAACCACAGGACAAGGGCUCACGAAUCACUGUGCAAGAGGGGAGGACCAAGACAGACCCUCCCUCCCUCCCUCCCCAGCCGGCUCAUCCUCCUCCUCUUUCUGAAGCCUUCCCGAUCCUUCGUGCUUGUGUUUUCAUCACGUUGGAAAACAAGCCAUCCCCUGGCCGGGUGCGAGAGUGUGUGUGUGUUUCUCGCUGAGAAGCGGAGCGGAGUGGAGGGGGGGGAAGGAAGCGCAUUUUCAGCACCUUGGACAGGGCAGGCAGCAACCAACAUGGCUCCGAUUACAGCCAGCCGAGAAGAAUUUGAUGAAAUUCCAACUGUAGUUGGAAUCUUCAGUGCCUUUGGGCUGGUCUUCACCAUCUCUCUCUUUGCUUGGAUCUGCUGCCAACGUAAAUCUUCCAAAUCAAAUAAGACCCCUCCUUACAAAUUUGUCCAUGUGCUGAAGGGUGUUGAUAUUUACCCUGAGAACCUCAACAGUAAGAAGAAGUUUGGUGCAGAUGACAAAGGUGAAGCCAAAAGCAAGCCCAUGAUGCCAAAGAGCUCUCUACACCUUGACUUAGAGAAACGAGACCUGAAUGGCAACUUUCCAAAAACAAUUCCUAAAAUACCAAGUUCCUCAGAUCUUGAGAACUUUACUCCAAAGCUCUUUCCAGAGAGGGAGAAAGAUUCAAUAUCUCCUGAUAGCUUGAAGUCCGCCAUCUCAAUAUCUUCUGAAGAGAAGCAAGAUAAAUUAGGCACUCUCUUCUUCUCCAUUGAGUACAACUUUGAGAAGAAGGCUUUCAUGGUGAACAUCAAAGAAGCACGUGGUUUGCCAGCCAUGGAUGAGCAGUCAAUGACUUCUGAUCCGUACAUCAAAAUGACAAUACUGCCUGAGAAGAAACACAAGGUGAAAACGCGAGUGCUGAGGAAAACCUUAGAUCCAGCUUUUGAUGAAACCUUCACCUUUUAUGGGAUCCCUUAUACUGAAGUACAAGAUCUAAGCCUUCAUUUUAUGAUCCUGAGUUUUGACAGGUUUUCCCGAGAUGACAUCAUUGGAGAAGUCCUCUUUCCCCUGUCUGGGAUCGAGUUGUCUGAAGGAAGGAUGCUGAUGAACAAGGAAAUCAUCAAGAAGAAUGUUAGGAAAUCUUCUGGGCGUGGUGAGUUGCUGAUUUCCCUCUGCUACCAGUCCACAACAAAUACUCUCACCGUGGUUGUUUUGAAGGCCAGACACUUACCCAAAGCUGAUGUUUCAGGAUUAUCGGACCCUUAUGUUAAAGUGAACCUAUAUCAUGCCAGAAAAAGGAUCUCCAAAAAGAAAACCCAUGUCAAGAAGUGUACCCCCAACGCAGUGUUCAAUGAACUCUUUGUCUUCGAUAUUCCUUGUGAGGGUCUUGAAGAGAUCAGCAUUGAAUUCUUGGUUUUGGAUUCAGAGAGGGGGUCCCGGAAUGAAAUCAUUGGCCGGCUAACCUUGGGGGCAUCAGUGGAAGGAACAGCAGGAGAACACUGGAAGGAAAUCUGCGAAUACCCCAGGAGACAAAUUGCCAAAUGGCACAUGUUGUGUGAUGGCUAACAGCAUGUCAGGCAGCUGGAACUUUAAAACAAAAUCCCAUAGGCAAGGAUCAGUUUUCUUUCUUUGCAGUGUGUAAUCACAGGCUUGCGGCAAAAAAAAAAAAAGACAUCAUUUUUUUGAGACUGAAUUGAAUUCUCAGAACAGAAGGUAACUAGAUUUUCUCAUUCAGUUGAGGGUUUGUUUGUGGUUCUUUUCUUUCUUUCUUUUUGCAAGCUGUAAGAACUUGACAUAAUUUCAUCUGAGGUUCAUAUUCUACUGGAGUUUACACAGCUAUAGAGACACAAAGUGCUGUAAACAUAAUUAAGAAGUGUGUUUUUUAUUACUAAAGUCACCAGGGAUCCUAGAUUAUUGCUGUCACCCAGAUGAUGAUGACCUCAUUAACUUCUUAUAUUGCUAGGUCUAGAACACCUGUGUUUUGUACUGCCUAGAAUUAAAGCUGAGCAAAUAUGGUAUGGAAGGGGUAGUCUUUCCUUUUGUUCAUAAGGUAUCACAAACCUCCUCUUAUGAAAUUGCUGGACUUUCAUUCUUGGAGAAAUCCAAAGACUCAAAACAUUUUUGACGACGUGUUGUAUAUCAAUGGCCCAGUUUGGUAUUUAAUCCGCAAGAUAUAUUUUAGAUUGUUGGUUUUUAAGAAGAGAGAUUGAUUCCAUUACCUAAGCAAAUUCAUUCAAGAAUUUUUGAGCAUCCCAAACAAACCAAUUCAUUUUGUUCAACAAAGGGCUUAAAUGAUGACGUUGGAGAGUGUAAAUUUUACAGUAUGGUUGGGAUUUGUGCUUUACGUAUAGCCUAUUGUGGUUUUUUAAUUUAUUUUUCUGGCCAAAAAGGUUAUACAUCAAACAUUUCUAACUAAAGUUAACCCAAGUUAACAUACUGUAGAGUAUGAUACAAAAUUACCUUUUGUCUGAUAUAUUUUGAAACUGCUGUUGCUGAACUAAAACUUGUUUACUAUAGGUUUCUAUUUCUUUUAUUAUGCUAAAAACAAAAUAAAAAUCCUUGAAAAUAAUAAUUUAAAAAAAUUAAGAAGUUAGGAUAUAAAUACAAAGCACCGAUUCUGCAAAAACUUACCAUGAUAAAUGGGCAACCUUUAAAUAUGGGUUUUAGCAGGAUCAGGCUCCUAGCUAGCUUUAUACCUCAUGCUAACUCAUAUGUAGAUGAGCUGUUUCACUGUAGCAAUUCACUUAGCUCCAUAUCAUUCGUGCCAUUGGCUGAUUGUGUUGAAAAGUGAAGGGAUGGUGGGUGGGAAAUUUUCAGGAGCAGAUCAUCUUGGUGUGCAACGUGCAUGUAUCAUAUGAUCAAAACUUUUUGUCAAGUUAGAGGAACAAGUUGUAACUUAAGGCUGGGCUUCCACAACCGGUGACUCACCAUGCUCAACAUGGGGAUAUGUAGUAGCUAGCUAGCUGCUUAACUGUGUUCUUCUUUGUGCAGUUCCAGGCAAGUAGCAAAAAUAGGUUUAGUGAGCCCCUGGUGGGCCCAUGACUGAUGGGUUGCACUCAGCAUGGUGGGUCAUAGAUUGUGCAGGUUUACACAAGGCACACAAAUGCACAUAUACAUAUCCCUACUGGAGACCUGUGAAACGUAUUCCUAUGUUUACACUAGCCACAAUGUUUAAGCUGUCAGAGUAGCACAACUGCAGUUGGAGUUGAGUCGCUUGUCCUGUCCUUCACGGGUGGAUACUUGAGAUACUGGGGGAAUCCUUCAUUCCAGUGCAACUAAGAUGAGAUCUCCUCCACAAGCACAUUUGCCUCUACAUGAGUACUAUUAGGGAGCCCUAUGGAGGAAUGUAUAUAGAAAACCUGCUGACAAAUGGGAUCACCAUUAUUGAUUUUCCUGGGAUGACCCUGCAAGUAAGAGCCUGAAGGAAUCUAGUGUCUUGAUGGGGGUAUCCUUCUUGCAAACACUAUGAUAAUAAUAAUCCAGUCUGUAAGAUGAAGCUGCCUCAAACUGACAGAGACCAUUGGUCCAUCUACCUCUGUAUUGUCUACAUGGAUGGCAGUACCUUUCCAGGAUUUCAGAUGAGGGUCUUUCCCAGUUGUACCUGGAGAUGCCAGGGAUUUAACUUGGGAUCUUCUGCAUGCAAAGAAUGGGCCCCACCGCUGAAUUAGGGCCCUUCCACAGAAUAACGUUUUCUCAACAUAUGUCUCCACAGAAUCAUUCCCAAUGGACUCUAGUGGAGGCAAAAGUCAUAUGCAAAGUGUAGGGGCCAAGUUUCAAUUUUCAAAAGGGUUAAAGGCUUCCCCUUUCUCUGUGACUAUGCCCAGUGCUUUGUUUGGAGGACAGAAUUUUGAAGAUUAUUAAAGGACUAGAGAGGAGGGGAUAUUACAGGGCUACUUUGUGGUAUUUCCAUCAUGUGCUGGAGCACUAUUUCUCCUAUAGUCCUAGUGAUGUGUCUAAGAUGUGUAUAUCCUGAUCCACUGCCCAUUAAACCUGAAGUACUUGGGGUUUUGAGCCAAUCUAUGGGCCAACCCUAAAUCUUGCUCCACCAACACACAGCUGACCAGAUUAGAGCAUAUUAAUGUCCUGAUGACAUCACUAAAAACAAUGCUUCAUCUAUUUUGCUGGGAUUUUAGUGCAUUUUUACAAGCCAAUACAAUGGUACAAAUGUUUGAGAAAGGGUUAAAAAAAUAAAGUACCACUCCUAUUGACUCCAACUGGUUUCCAAUGGGUUGAAAUCCAAGUACUUUAGCUUAAAUGAACUGUGGGUCAGGGUAAAGAUGUUCCAAAACCUAAACAAGAGGAAAAGGGUUAAACCCAUCAAGCAUUAAGAGUGAAAUUGUGGUUCUAGGAAACACUGCUAGAGUUAUGUGCAGGAUUUUACUAGAGCUAUAAUUCGUCUAGAACAGGAUGAGCAAAGACUGGAAUGUGAAAUAUGCAACAAAUAUUACUGAAAGAUUUCCAUUUGGAGUUUUUCAGAUUUUUGUGUUGGUAAUUUAUCCAGGUUUUUGAAUGAUGUGUUUGAUAUCACAGUGUUUAUAUAAACUCUAAGGCAUUUUCAUGACUUGCUUUUUAUGAAAAUGCUCAAUGUAAAAAUAAUAAUAAUACGUGUGUAGAAGUGGUUCAAACCUAUUUUGUUUUGUUCAAACAAUUUGUAGGCCAACAUCUGUCCUCCUGGCUCAAAAUCCUCAGAUGGCUUAUUCUAGGGUAGUCCCAUUGAAAUUAAUAUGACUGAGUUGUAAAACCACCAUAAAGGUCAAAGACAUAAACAGAGAUAUGCCAGUCAAAUUUGUUUGUCUUUGGAAAAAGGUGAUUGUUAAUUCUUGAGUAGUCCACUGAACUGAAUACUUGGGAAAAACAAUUAAUACUCACAUAAAGUCCAGAAGUACUAAUAAUUCCAGUGGGAAAGCCAACAUUAAUCAAAAAAUGAGAUCUGAAAACCUUUCUCAUGUUGAACAGAAUGUUGCCAUCAAGGUCAAAUGCUCAAAGGUCUGCCAACUUGAUUUUUCUUUGGGACUGGUUUCAGAGAAUAUUAGAAGAAAAAUAAUAUUAUUUGUCUAGCCCAGUGGUUUUCAAACUGUAUUCUGGGGGACCUGGAGGUUCGUUAUAUGCUCAUCAGGACCCACCCACCCCAAUAAAAAGACCAGUAAUAGGAGUGGGCAAACUCCCCCCAAGACAAGUUCUCCAUCACCAAUAGAAUGUGCUUAGGACAUCAAAAGUUCUUGUGCAGUGAUGGUGAAGACAAAACAAGCACACAUAUUCCUAAAUGUGAUACCUAAAACACUCCCCCAGAAUCCUCUGCAACAUACAGGGGUUUGUGCAGAAAUGUUUCCCUGAAAGCAGCAAGUUUUGAAAAUCCCUGGUCUUACCCCUAGCAAGCAUAACAUUCCUAGUUAUAUUGUUCUAUAGGCUUCAGCUAUCAGUCUCUAGUGGACACAUACAUCAGAAAUAUGCCUUGCUUUCUCUGCUUUUGAGUAAAACCUGGGGUUGUGAUAAUCUGUUAUUUUGCCACCCAGUGGGUAAUAUCUAAGGGAGACUGCUUUUAGUAGCCCAAGUGAUAAUUUUCCUACUGGUGGAAUAACAGCUAUCAGGGUGGGGAGAACAGUUCUUUUUACAGUGACUGGGCAAAUUGUAAAUAGGGUCCUCUCUUUUUUUAGAUCUUAAAAAAAAUGUUUGUCUUGCAAAGUCCCAUUGUUAACCCAUCCAGGAACAAGAUGGGGCAGAAAUAUAUGUGAUGGGGCAGAAAUACAUGCCUUUAAUAGAUGAGAGAGAAAAAUUGCUGUUUUAUAAAGUAUUCAGUUCUUAAUGUGAAUAUCUUGAAAUCUGUUAAGGAUAAUGUACUGUAUUAAAUCUGUAAAAUAAUGUUUGUCUAAGUAGCUAACAACAAACAAGAUUACCCUGAAUGGGAAGGUUAUUCAUGUUUGGAGCUCUGUUGUAACUCAAUAAUCAAUUUGUUAAUGAUGUUGUACAUUCAAUAGAAGUUCUUUGGGAGGAAGCAUGGUGUCGGAGGAUUUGUAUGUCUUUUGUGCCAGCUCUGUAUGUUGUGCCAUGUAUGUAAGACAAGAAUAAACUGCUACUUUCAUCCAUUCAUUCCAUCCCAACACAAAUAUUUUACCAAUGCA